Hyphopichia burtonii NRRL Y-1933 is the source of this 300-nucleotide messenger RNA. RefSeq lists its product as uncharacterized. The transcript has a single exon. Lineage: Eukaryota; Fungi; Ascomycota; Pichiomycetes; Serinales; Debaryomycetaceae. Bases 1 to 300 code for a protein of 99 amino acids. The record is from RefSeq and is a predicted model, not a curated record.
AUGUCAGAUAUCCAUACCCAUAACCUUCUCUUCGAUACCCCCAUCAGAAAUGACCGUCCCAUUGUGUUGGAUAAUGAGAAUGUUAUUCAGUCUCUAGAUAGUGUGUAUAACCGCAAAAAAACUGAAAAAUUCUUCCAACUAUAUAUGGGACUACUACUUUUGCAAUAUAUAACCAUAUUUUGUUUAGUUCCGUUUGACGGUAUUGAUAAUAGACCUCCAAUAGCCGUUUGCUCGGCCCUUUACUCUCUUGCCAUGGUAUGUUGUUCUCUGCUUGCUAUUUCCCUGGGUCCAAGUUGCUAA